AUGGGUGGAUGGGACAUUGCGCAUAUCCUUGAGCCACACGGCGACGUGUACAUCACCAGCAGUACCGUUGUGCGGCACAAAGUUGGGAGCGAUGGCCGGGAGUUGGAUUUCUUUCCGGAUGGGUACGACGUGCAGCUGGUGCUCUCCUCUAAAAAUCUCUACAAGAUACGGCUGCGCCACCCGCCUCCACCAUCUCCUUCCUCUUUCUUGUCGACAAGGUCAGAGGAUAACAAGAGAGGGGAAGAGGAGGAGGAGGCACAACGACAACAAAAGUGGAGAAGGGGAGACGCCUGUAGUACACCACCACCAGAGAUGAUGUGGCGUGAGAGCCUCGGGCAGAUUCGGGCGGUAGUCCCGCUGUACAAUCACCCCUCGCGUGCGUGGGCCGCUGAGCGCAAUGAAGCUGGCGCCAACUGCCACGGUUUUGUCAUUGAAUACUUCAGCACACAGAAGGGACCUAAACCGUCCUCGCAGCGCACCUUGUUGCAGCGAUACAUGAAGGAGGUGCAGUGCCGCUGCGUGGACGACGUGUUCACGGAUGUGAAAGUGACAGCAUCCGACGGUACUCCUGGCAGUCUGCGAGUGCGGGAGUUUCACGUCGGUCUUGCGCGGCCGCGGCAGUCCGCGAAGGCGCUGUAUAUUUCCAGUGAAGGCUCCCCAUUCUUGGAGCAGGAAUGGUGUUGCGUCUUCCGUGAGGCGCAGAUGAAUUACUGGCAUGAGCGGCUUGAGGCCAGCCUCAUCGAGGAGCCAGAAGUGUUUCAGUAUCAAAUCUACGCCAUGGAGUUCCCUAGUAUGACCACUUCUACUGCAGACGGGACGGCAAAGCAAGAGCAACCACUUCUUUGUCAACUUGUGCUCUCCACGGAACGUCUCUAUUUUGUCCCUAGGUACGAUGCCAAGUUGCUGGCGGUGGAACUGCCGCUUCAUCAUAGUGAGAUGCACUCGCGGUGGUUUACCGUCGCCGCGUUGGAAUCUAUUUCCUUCAACUCCCAGACGGGUGUCAUUGUGUGCACUGGACAUCAGCAACAUGGCGGACCGCAGCACGACGAUCCGCGCAUGUGUUGGGGCCCGGCGUAUGUGAAUUCUGUAGCUGAGCCCAAUAAAGCGGUGACGCUCACGCUCGGCUUUUUCAGUGUAACGGAGGCGGAGGAGGCAGUGUUGGAGAUCCAGCGCGUGUGGGAACUGACCCACCAUGAUGAGGAUUUCCCAUUUGCAUGA
Trypanosoma rangeli is the source of this 1218-nucleotide messenger RNA. RefSeq lists its product as uncharacterized. Lineage: Eukaryota; Euglenozoa; Kinetoplastea; Trypanosomatida; Trypanosomatidae. The transcript has a single exon. The record is from RefSeq and is a predicted model, not a curated record. The coding region runs from base 1 to 1218 and encodes 405 amino acids.